CAACCGUCCUCAUCGCGUUGUGUGUUCCAGAGAUAGUGACUUGGAAAGUCUAUGACUGGAGAUGACAACCAACAUGAGACGAGAUGCAGCUUGCCACACCCUCUGAACAGCAUGAGUGUGACCUUUGUCACAAAUCAUAUAGACGACAGGAUCUGUUAUCUCGACACAGACGUCACUGCACGCCAAAUAAGGUCUCGUCGAAGAGGAAAUCAUGCAAUGCCUGUGUGCAGGCAAGAACAAAAUGUUCCCUAGGUCAACCAAAGUGCACUCGCUGUACAGAACGGGACCUUUCAUGCGAAUAUACCUUUGUACAAUCGCACUCCUCUGUAUCAAUCAGCCCCGGUCGCACAACCGUGGGUCCGGGCGCAGUGAAUAACAUACCAGAAAGCGCUUGUGGAAGUAUCGAGACCCGUCCAAGUCCUUGGUCGCUAGACACCAUGUUUCCUGUGGAAGUCAGCAGCAAUCAGACUAUUCAGAACCUUGUGGAUGAUGGAACGAAUUCAUUACACUGGCCAAUGCCAGAUUCACCAUCGUUAGACGGUUUCGUUGGCGGACAUGCAGCACUCGAUGGCUUGCACCCAGCUCCUGUCUUACGGAUGGAAGAAGUCUCACACACUCUUCGCGAGUAUGCGACAUCUCUGACGUUAGACGACUAUCACACACCUCUGUUACAUCGCGAGCUUUACAAUAUCUACACAUCGGAUAUCACAGCAUUACCGAAAACCACAACAGCAAUCACGUGCGCCUUGGGCUGGAAGACCUCUAGCAAUAAUACUUUCUUGAAGCGUGCGAUGGCUGCAGAACGACAGCGUCUUGUAGAAUCUUUCCCAAAUUCGUCCUGCAUAGAGGAAUGGGACAUUCUACAUUCUAUGUGGCUUUAUGAGCUGAUAGAGUUGCCUGGAGUCCCGAAGACUGUAGAUGACCAUUGGAAGCCUGGACCUCGGACUCGAGGGCUUAGUCUUCCUAUUCUUCUCAAGAUGACACGCCGUUUCUGUUUGUCGCAUCCAGAAGCCAUAAACCCCUCUGCACAAAUGAAUCGUGACGCGCUGGUCCGUUACACAACUGCGCCAUCCGCCUGGAUGACAUGGCUAGUCGGAGAAACAGCUCGCAGAACAGUUUUCUUCGCAAAUAUCGCCAACUACUUCGCCAGUAAAAGCGCUGUGACCGGCGAGCUUUCACCGUACUAUGAACCCUUAGAUGACGAGCUGAUAUGGAAUCUGCCUCUUCCCUGUAGCUCUGCAAUUUGGAAUGCACGCACCGAGCACGAAUGGUUGCAGUUAAUUCGUGCGCAAGACCCCGGUAUUAGUUCAGAAGACCAGCCAAUGUUGCUAUCUAUGGUUUUCAACCGCGAGCCGACGUUCAAGUCACUCAUGACCAACUUCACGAAAGACUACUUGCUGACACAGUAUUCUGGGAGAUAUGGCUUGGAAGAUUCAGAGUCCCUCUGUAAUUUCAUUGUACGAUGUACUUUGGAGCAAUGCUAAGGUAGACGUGGCGAAAGAACAACUGCUUCGGCAACAAGUCGCCUCUCUAGUAUUUCGGAAUUUCUUUGGAUAAUAAACAAGAUUGGAAUUAUCUAGCCUUUGGACGGCUAUUUCACAGGCUGCCACGUCAGGCUGAGAGCUCGGUUCUAGUGCGAGUAUGCCCUGGUCUCCUUAGCUUAGGCAUUAGCGUUCAGACGUCAUCAUGUUUGCACUAGCGUUAAAUACGUAUCAGCUGUUACAUCGGAAAGGCACAAGCGAUGAAUCUAAAGUCGAAUGAUAGGUUGCUUUACUCUAUUAGGUCUAUCGUUAAAAAGAUGAGCUGAAAGGAAAAGGAG
Aureobasidium pullulans EXF-150 is the source of this 1819-nucleotide messenger RNA. RefSeq lists its product as uncharacterized. The record is from RefSeq and is a predicted model, not a curated record. Gene Ontology annotation, biological process: regulation of DNA-templated transcription. NCBI's taxonomy places the organism in Eukaryota, Fungi, Ascomycota, Dothideomycetes, Dothideales, Saccotheciaceae. Gene Ontology annotation, molecular function: DNA-binding transcription factor activity, RNA polymerase II-specific; zinc ion binding. The transcript has 4 exons. The coding region runs from base 84 to 1484 and encodes 466 amino acids.